AUGGGGGUGGCAGGGGGAGGAGAGCAGGCCAGAGGGGCCAGGGCUGGCAGCGGUGCAGGGGACCUGGUCCUGGCUUCACAGCCUGUCCCCUCGCACCCCGCGUGCCCCCGGCUCUCCCCCCGUUCAGCACCGCGGACAGAUCCCGGCCCCGCUCUCACGUGGCUCCCCCCGCCCCUAUAUAGCGCGGGGCGCGGAGCGGCGCGUCCUGCGGGAGGAGCGGAGCGAGCGGAGCGCCGGAGAGCGGCUUCUGGCCCCGAAGUGGCUGCGAUGCGGGUCAGGAUGAUUUCAGCUGCCUCCGUCCUCGUCCUGCUCUUCCUGCCCUCGGAGACCUGCUCCCCACUGCAGUGGCCCCGGGGUCCGUCCCGCAGGCUGACCCUGGCCCCACAGCUCACCUGGGAGCCCUGGAUGGGAGCCCCGAGACCCCCGGUCCCCGCCACCGAUUCCCUGCCCCAAAGACUGUGCCUGUUCCACGGGGCAGAGCUCGCCCCGGCCCCCCGAGCCCGGCGGGCGCUGCAAACCGGCAAGAGGCGAGACGGAAAACCCAACUCGUUGGAUCUCACCUUCCACCUCCUGCGCGAGUUCCUGGAAAUGUCCCGGGAGGAGAGACUGGCGCAGAAGGCGCUCAGCAAUAAGCUCUUGCUGCAGAGUAUAGGGAAAUGAGGGAGGGUCGUUGGAGGCGGGGGAAUGAAGAAGACCGACCCCGUAACAAGACACCACGGCAGAGCGGAGAACGGGGGGCAUGCUGUGGGCUGCAGCCGUGCCCAGGGAGUCCCCACCUUGCCUGGCAGUGUUCCUGUCGCUGCGUCCCGCGUGUCACUGUUGUGCAUUAAAGUCACAGUCGUACCUGC
Messenger RNA from Vidua chalybeata, 848 nucleotides. RefSeq lists its product as uncharacterized. NCBI's taxonomy places the organism in Eukaryota, Metazoa, Chordata, Aves, Passeriformes, Viduidae. Gene Ontology annotation, molecular function: corticotropin-releasing hormone activity. Gene Ontology annotation, biological process: positive regulation of cortisol secretion; negative regulation of glucagon secretion; negative regulation of epinephrine secretion. The record is from RefSeq and is a predicted model, not a curated record. Gene Ontology annotation, cellular component: extracellular region.